Gossypium arboreum is the source of this 661-nucleotide messenger RNA. Its product is annotated as EPIDERMAL PATTERNING FACTOR-like protein 9. The transcript has 3 exons. NCBI's taxonomy places the organism in Eukaryota, Viridiplantae, Streptophyta, Magnoliopsida, Malvales, Malvaceae. Gene Ontology annotation, biological process: positive regulation of stomatal complex development. The record is from RefSeq and is a predicted model, not a curated record. Bases 108 to 434 code for a protein of 108 amino acids.
GGUCAUCACUUGACCACAACUCUCUCUCACUCCUUCCUUCAUAUAUGCUGCCCUAAAACUUCAUAUAUAUCACCUUCUUAUUUGUACUUCCAAUACAAAGUGGAGAAAUGGCCAACAUUAAACUGAGCUACUUACCUUUGCUACUCUUCACCUUCUUCCUUGUAGCACAAGGAUCUAGAACUCAACUAAUACUUCCAUUCCAACAAGGGGUCUAUCAAUAUCCUCAAUUGCAUAUGCAAGCAACACAAGGCAGCAAUGAAGCAAAAAUGGAUAGGAAUUCAAGGAGAUUGAUGAUUGGAUCCACAGCCCCUACUUGCACUUUUAACGAAUGUAGAGGAUGCAAAUACAAAUGCAGAGCUGAGCAAGUUCCAGUUGAAGGAAACGACCCAAUCAAUAGUGCUUACCACUACAAAUGUGUUUGCCAUAGGUCAUGAAACCAGAUAUGGUUCUAAGUUUACUGGUUUAGAAUCAAACAGCGUAUUAGAAACUAGAUUCCCUUCUACAUUCAAAUACUACUAUUUCGUCUCAGUAGUUUUCUGGUUUACUUUUUUGGCACAUCAAGAAUUUCCUGCUAUCAUGAAAGAAAGCUGGAAUGUGUAUCAUUAAUUCCUUUUCUUGGCUUCUUGUUAUGUAAAGGUUUAUAAAGUUGAUUUGAGAGCAA